This is a messenger RNA of Nematolebias whitei (Rio pearlfish), 788 nucleotides long. RefSeq names its product tumor protein D54. The record is from RefSeq and is a predicted model, not a curated record. Gene Ontology annotation, cellular component: cytoplasm. The transcript has 9 exons. Lineage: Eukaryota; Metazoa; Chordata; Actinopteri; Cyprinodontiformes; Rivulidae. Bases 65 to 694 code for a protein of 209 amino acids.
GUGUGUGGAGGAGUAAACCCAAGAAUAUCCUCAGUGAUCUGCCUCCUUCCGCUCCUGCUGACUCAUGGACUCGACACAUCACAGCCAGGUGCAAAGGACCAUGAGCCGGCCAGGUUUUGGUGAGACUUCAGUGAACUUCUCCACAGGAAAUGGAUGUUCACACAUGAAUUCAGCGGAGAGUGAUUUGGACAAUCUGCGUUUUGAACUUGCAAAGACAGAAGAUGAGAUUCAGACCCUGAGGCAGGUUCUUCUGGCCAAAGAAAAGUAUGCAGCAGACAUCAGGAGGCAGCUGGGCCUGAGCCCUCUCAGUAACGUCAAACAGAACCUGUACAAAGGCUGGCAGGAAGUCCAGACCUCAACCCCAUAUCUGACAGCCUCUGCCACACUGGAGGACAUCAGCCACUCCAGCGCAUAUGCGAGAACGCGGGACGGUCUUUCUCAUGCAGGCCAGGUGACGUCCUCUGCGUUGUCCAGUGUGGGGGAGGUCCUCACCCGUAGACUGGCUCAGAUGAGAGCCCUGCCUCUCCCAAGCCCAACACGCACUCUGAAUCACAGUAUAAGUGUGCCAACCAUGAGACAUUCCUCUACGUUCAGGUCUAUGGAAGAAAUUGUGGGAAAUGUGAAGGAUAAGGUGACUGGAAGUCUGUCCAGUAAUGGAGACACCUCAGGCUUUGAGAGAAGACACAUGAGAUGAAGACAUUCUAACCUUCUACAGUCCAUUAUGAAGUAAUGAUAUUUGACUCCUUUGUCUGAUGGACAUUGUCCACUCGUGUUUCUGUCAAUACUGC